GAGCAUGAUGACAGAGGGAGUGAAGGCCGGGAGGUGGCAGACCGUCCAGGGCCACAUGCAGUCUGGAGGACUGAGACCCAGCAAGUGAGUUCAGAACUGGGCAGAAAAAACGCGAACAUUUCAGUCACGGUUCAGCAGAAUAAACAUGUCAAUACUAUGCAAAUAUACGUUUUUACCUCAGCAGCAGCUAUUAUUAGAUGAAUGAAUCAGUUCUGAGUAGAAACAGGAAGGUAGGUGAAGUUCAGCAGGAAGGAAAGUGCAGCUUGGGGUGUCAAGGUGAGCUUGUGGGCACAUAUCAAGGUGUUAGCUCUGGGGAAAUGUGAACUCUCGUCAUCAUGAGAAGAUAACAAUAGCUGCCCGAGCUGUAUCACACUGACUCAAACCGUCAGCUGACACAGCCGGCCCACCUUCACAGUAGAGUCUACUGUAUGAAUCUGCACAAAAAUAUGAUUUAUUUAUGUGAGGAACUGCAUCGCCUGCAAGUGUGUCUUUCCAAACUCCAACACAGAAAUAGUCUCAUUUUCACACACACUGACUGAAAUAAUGCGUCACGCCCUGCCGGCCCUCCUUUUAAUUAAGAUUUAGGCUGAAAUGUGAACUGCAUGUUGGUCUCCGACUGCAUGUAUCUCAUAGCCAUGACGUAUGACAUGAUUUAGGGUCUAUAUUCAGAGCGUUGUAAAUGAGGCAGUUAAUUUUCGGUUCUUCAUUUUUUUUCGCACCUUCCUUUGGCACCUCGUGCCUGUGAUUUCUUCCUCCACAACACAUUUACGCUCAUCACUACCUCACUCCUCAGUCCCUCCUUCUCUCCUCUUCUCAUCUUUCUUUUUGCCCCCUGUCUAUAAUUGGAUUCUAUUUUCAGGCUGCUAUAAGUGUCUGUGUCUCUUGUGUUUGUGUCUCGCACCCCAUUUUCUGUCUCUCCUCCAUCGUCACCCUCUGCUCUUAUCGCUCCCAUCGCUCUCUCCAUCUUUCUGUCGCUGUGUAAAGCCACUCCUCAUAUUCUCCUUUUCUACUGUGUUUGCCCAUGAAAUAUUUCGUUUCUGCAAAACCCUCAAAUACCCUUUUUUAUCUUUUUUUUGUGACAGUUAAAUAUGAUUGAUAGCACGCUAAAAGCCUCAUGCAAAAUUGUGUUAGAUGAAGUAAUGCAAAACGGAGUAAACUGCACGUAACUGAUGUGAAAAGCUCUCUCAUGACCUAAUUCUGGUAGUCUGGGUUACACAGCGAUCUGAGAGAGAAGAGGAUAUAUUUAGUGAGUGGAAAAAUAUAAAAGAGAUUAUGCAAGAUUCUGUAAGGCUCACAAAACACAGAAAUGAUGUAAGAAUAAGUAAGUAAUAACGUGUCACACACCUUUAUGUAGAUGUGACUACUAAAACAUUUUUAAGAAAGGCAAUGAGCCAAUUAAACCACAUUUAUCAAGGGGAGGAGUGGAAAAUGAGAGGCUGACAGAGGGAGGGAGUCAUACUGUAGGACUUGGUUGGCUGUUGGGAUGUCUCUGGAGGUACAGCAUGUAUUUAAAAGACGAAAAAGACUUAGAGAGAAAGAAGGAGAGGCUAUCAGAGAUGGAAAAAGUUGACUGACGAAUAGAGGAAAUGGGGAUCUCUCAUCAGACCAAAAAACCUUUAUCAGGAAGGCCUGGAAGCUGCAAAACCUCGACGCACACGCCUCGACGCGGUCACGUGGCACAGAACCGCUCCACACCCGUGCGGACAGUGCACAUUCGACCGCUGCCCACUCGAAACGCACCCUCAUGCAAACAGCACGCUCAGACCGCGCAGACACGCAAGGUGCAUGCACAUCUGACGCAGACGCACAGGGCAAGCUCACAGUUGGCACACUGCUGCCCGCCGCCGCCCUAUGAGCAGUACACAGCACACAGCGAUCACUCAGGCUGCACCUUCUACUGCUAUUUCUGCUACUGCUGUUACUGCUGCUGCCUCACGUUGCUCUCUUUCUCUCUCCUCCUCCUCUUGUCUCCACCUCCCCACGCUCCUCCCUCUGAAUCCUUCUCCACUUUGUCGUCAAAUACCACCCUUCCUCCUUCCUCCUCCUCCUCCCCCUCACGAUCAUCAACUUCCUGUUUGGAUGAACUUUCCUGUCUCUAUCCUGAUGUCAACCUGACUUCUUCUGAUGUGUCUUCCUACUGCCCUGUGCCACCUUGUGUCAUCUCUGAUGAUUCUUUCCCUCUCUUCUACGUCUCAUCUCCUGACCUCACUACUUCUGACCAACUCACCUCCUCUUGCCACGGCUCCUCUUCUACAUCUACUGUGUCUUCUUCUUCCUCUUCUUCUUCUUCUUCUUCUUCCUCUUCUGACCCCUUUUCCCCUCUCCACCAUCCUGUCCUCUGCCGGCCGUGGCCUUCUUCGCGCUCUCUUUCCUCCCUGCUCCUCUGCCCUCCUAGCUUUGGGGAUCCAGUCUUAUCCUAUGCAUCCACUUUGGAGCACAUCCCCUCUGGGCCGGCCCGGCCUAGGACACUGCUGCGCCAGCAGAGCCUCCAGCAGCCCCUCAUCCACCCAUCAGGCCCUGGUCUCGGCCAUCCCCCCACAACAUCCCAGAGUUUGGGACAAUUACACACGGCACCUGGACAGCCUGGGGGAGGUGGGGGUGCUGGGAAAGGAGAGGGAGGUGGCAGCGGUGGUGAGGGUGGGGGUGCAGGUACACGAGGUGGUCCCCGGGGUGCACGGGGCAGCCCAGCAGGAGCAGGUGCCUCUCGCUAUAGGGGAGGUGGAGCAGGAGGGCGCUCACGUGCCAGUCCUGGCAGCUGGGAUUACAUGAUGGAUCAGAUCCGGAAUCGCGGCCUGGACGUCAAGUCCUUCCUUGAAGGGAAGAUGGUGGUCCUGGCUUUGGCCAUUGGUGUGGCUGAGCAAGAUGACUUUGCCAAUAUCCCUGACCUGCAGGAAACAGCGCAGGCAGCACCACCAUCCAAUCAGGAGCCCCCUCCUGAGAAGAGGGGCAACAAGCCAGCUAACAGCCCCAAGGGCCAACCCCCUGAUGCUGAUGGUCACUCCUCCGUAACUGACCUGGCCAACUCUCUCACUGGAGACAUGGUGAUGCUGUCUCCAGGUUCAGAGGAUGAUGAAGGGCCCAUCAGUGAGAAGCUGGGUCGGAUCCAGUUCAGCAUAGGCUACAGCUUUCAGAACACAACCCUCACUGUCAAAGUUCUCAGGGGCCAGGAGCUCCCAGCCAAGGACUUCUCUGGCACCUCAGACCCCUUCGUCAAAAUCUACCUGCUGCCCGACAAGAAACACAAGCUGGAGACCAAGGUCAAGAGGAAGAACCUCAAUCCCCACUGGAAUGAAACCUUCCUGUUUGAGGGCUUCCCUUAUGAAAAGGUUAGGGAGCGCACUCUUUACCUUCAGGUGUUGGACUACGACCGCUUCAGCAGGAAUGACCCCAUUGGAGAGGUGUCAAUCCCCCUUAACAAGGUGGAACUGGGCCAGAUAAAGACUUUCUGGAAGGAGCUCAAGCCCUGCAGUGAUGGCAGUGGGAGACGAGGAGACCUGCUGGUGUCUCUCUGCUAUAAUCCUACUGCCAACAUCAUCACUGUGAACAUCAUCAAAGCGCGCAAUCUCAAAGCCAUGGAUAUCGGGGGCACCUCAGAUCCCUACGUUAAGGUGUGGCUGAUGCACAAGGACAAGCGUGUAGAGAAGAAGAAGACAGUGACGAUGAAGCGCUGUCUGAACCCCGUCUUCAAUGAGUCGUUCCCCUUUGACGUGCCCGCCCAUGUGUUGAGGGAGACCACUAUCAUCAUCACCGUCAUGGACAAGGACAGGCUCAGCCGCAACGACGUUAUCGGCAAGAUCUACCUAUCAUGGAAGAGUGGACCAGCGGAGGUGAAGCACUGGAAAGACAUGCUUGCUCGGCCGCGUACUAACGUCGCCCAGUGGCACGCUCUCAAGGCCUGAUCGCACCUCCCAGCUUCCUCCAUGGCCCCUUCCUGUCUCCUAUCUUCCCCCCGUCCCUCCCCUCCUCCCACUCCCGUCCUUAUGCACAAGACUGACUUGCUGCCAGGCUGUGAAACACGGGUACAAUUAGCCAUCUGCUCUCUUAAACCUUUAAACUCUUUUUCUCUUUUCUUUCAAAAUCUCUAUCCCUCUCCAACUCUUCAUUCUUCUUCUGUUCCUCCUCUCAUACGGCCGUGUCUUAAUUUCAGUGUCUUACCACUUUGCCAAUGGUCCCCCUGUUUCUGACUGUCUGUAUGUCUGUCUGUCCUUAUGCACUUUGCCUGUGGAGGUCUGAUAUUCUGUUUCUUUGUCGACCCCUUGGUUCUGAACUGCGCUGCAGCCCCUGACCCAUCGAAGGUGCCAGUCCCGUGGGAUCACAGAGAAUCUUAAGUAAUGAUCUAAUCUCAUAUAAUCCUAUUGUAUGACUAUUCCAGGUACACAAUACUAUACAGUAUGUACUAUAUGUACAUAAACAUUAAUAUAUUAGGCAUAUAGAUUGGCAGAACUCCCCUAUACACAUGACUAAUAUACAGUAUGUUAUCCAUAGCCAGUCUGCUGUUACCCAUCUCUCCUGUCUCUUCAUUUGUUGGCGCUUCCUUGUCAUCUGUCUCAAGUGUACUAUAUUCUCUCCCCCAUGUCAGUCCUCCCUCCUUUUACUCAAAAGUAGUUUAAUGUUCAGCUGAAGUUGUCGAAAGCAAUCAAUACUCGGUUCGUGAUGAAACCAGCUGAACUCAUGAUGGAAUUGUUGAUACUGCUGUGUCUCCCUCCCUCCUCUUUUUUUUCUUCUCUGGACUCUUCUCUCUUUCAUUUUCUCCUUAUUGUUCCCUCUUUCUCUUCCUCUGGCACAAUAUUAGUGAACCCCCCCCCUGCCUUUCUGGACCCCGCCCCUUGUCGUCUGUGUGCUGUGGGUGCUGUGCUGUAGCUCCAACAAAAAUAGAGAUUAAAAAAUAUAUAUAUAUAAACUGAACUUUCCGAAGCUGGGAAAGCAGGAACACAAUAAACUCAUGAAAUGGAUCGCUCCUGAUUUUUCCAGACAAAAAGCCCUGACAUGGAGAGAGAAAAAAGAAGAUGAAAAAAAAACAAAAAAACCCCCACAACAAAUCCCCCGUGAUACGAUGAUGUCAUUUUUCACAGCAUCACCAACUGAGGAAACCAAUUUAAAAUCUUCUUCCAAUGUUAAGAUGAAAACAGAACCAAAAAGCAAAGUUUGUGCUGUUUGUGCACACUUCUGUCUGUUUAUUGAUGCUCUGAAUUCUUCCUACUGCCCUGUGCUUUUGUUUUGCCCUGUUGAUGGAGGUUGAUCUCCAAAAAUUGCUCGACCUUUCCACCAGACUGCGCGGUGUGCUGUGUUAAAGUGUGCCUGUUGCUGUGUGUGUGUAUGUGUGUGUGUGUGUGUGUGUGUGUGUGUGUGUGUGUGUGUGUGUGUGUGUGUGUGUGUGUGUGUGUGUGUGUGUGUGCAUGUUCACAGGAGCAACACAAUUCUGACUCGGCAGAAAUCUUCUUCUCUUUUCUCUUUCUCAUCUUGCGCUCUUCUUGCUCUUCUUACUGCCAUUGUUUCCCCAUCCUCCUUUACUGCCCUGACUUCUGAACGAGGGUACGGGGAAGUUCUAUCUGCACUUUUUGAAAAUGUAAUAACAAUAAUGAUGAUGAUAGUUUUGAUGAUGAUUAUAGUACUGAUGAAAAUUAAGGGAGGAGUAUCUGGAAGGGUGAGCAGCAGUUGGGGAGAGGCUACGUCUGCUCUGUGAUUUCAGGGUUUGGAGAUGAAGGAGAGGACACAGAGGAUGGAUGUAGGGCUCUCAUCCUCCUCUUUUUGUUCCUCUUAUUUUUCCCAACGUACCUGUGUACACGUAUGUGUGUGUAUGAUUCCUGGUGGCAGGCUGCUAAUGUCUGAAAUGUCAGGUCGGGACGGAGAGAUUGCACAGACGUCUACUCUUUCUCAGUGUAUUCUCUACUGUAACUGUCUGUGUUUUGACAUUCAUAAAAUCCCGUGAAGCGUAAUCCUGUCAAUUAGUCAGGAUUUUUUACUGCCGCAGCUUAGUUUUUACUUCUAAAUUAGGAUCCACCUAGUUCCUCUAAAUGAGGAAACAUCUCUGCUUAUGUCAAUACAGCUUCCUAAUACUGGCCCGUCAAAAUCUGUGCACUCCACAGUGCAUUUUUUUUUCCAUUAUCAUGCAAUAAUUUGUUAGUGUCUCACACUUUUUACACUUAAUUUGAUUUAAGCUAACAUGUUCACCACAAGAGAAAUUGAAGAAAUGUGUAAUUGUGGCUCAAUCUGCAUCAGGUUAGUCCUCGUCUUGUUUCUCUCUAAGCCAGUCUGGGCAGCACACUGUGCUGUUAGUGUGUUCUGGGCAGUGUGUUUCAUGUGAGACUCGGUGCUGGCUGCUGCGAUGCGCUGAUCCAGUCCAGCACCCUUCAGAACAAUUGGCCAACCGUGGAACAGGGCCCACUGUUUUGACAGCCACUGCCUGCAGUGUCACAGCACAUUACACUCCCAUUAGGUGGUCAGAAAAGAGCAAUAUCUCCUUCUUUGGACCUGGGAAACACACUAUUUGCAGAGAUAAUUUUAGCUAAGAAUAAUACAAAUCACGGAGUGCUCUCAUUAGUAACCAUGAAAAUGAUGGACAGGGAUAAAGGGUCGUCAGCGAAAAUGAAGAAAAUAAUCAGUAGGCGACCGCUGCUGGAGCUGUGAUUUCCAAACGUGGUUUGAAUAUACAGGUGUGCAGGUGAUGAGUCAACACAAUACCUCUGCCAUUACCUUUCGCCAAGAUUACACGUUGCUCAAGGAGUGAUAAAUUACCAUGCUACAGUGGUUUACAAAGCUUAGUCAUCAGAGACCCUGUAAACUGGGGAAUAUGGCAUUAUUUUUAGUAACAUGAGACACAGUGUGAUGCCUCUGAGGCAGAAAGGCUACAGGGUUGGGCUUUCAAAACUUACAGUACACCACUGAGUGCUUUUAUUUCCUUAAAUGCAAAUCCAAUUUAUUCUUGAUAUCCAUUUUUAAAGGACAUCAGCCUUUGGACUGUCAUCAAAUAAUUAACCAGUAAAACUUGAAUACACCCUUAGGACAAAGACAGAAGGUUACUGAGCUUACUGACAUAGUGAAACGCUGCCAACAAUUCUGAGUAACCUCUGUGGUGUAGAUCUGAUAGGAAAAUGUGGUUAAUGUAUUGUAGGAAACAAAAUGUACCCACAAGAGAAUAUUUACUCUAAUAUAUCUAGUUUAAACCAAGGGACUAUUCAUGCUCAAGGUCACAAAGUUAAAAAUGUCAAGAAAAUAAUUAUUCAGAUUGUAAUAUCAGCUGCAGUUUCAUAAGUUUCAACAUAAUAAGUUGUUUACUUUAGGAAACACAGUGAAUCAAAACAUAUAAUUCAUGACAGAGUAUCCAGAAAGUUGCACACUCCAUAAAAUAACCAAAAGUCCCAAACAUUAUGUUCUCUCAUUGCCAGCAGUCAAACAGCAGCACCAUUAAAAUGGAUUGUAAGCUCAGAGCCAAACAGUAUAAAGGAGAAAGCAAUUUCCAAAUCCCAGUUUUAUUAUACUGCCACCUGUCUCACACCUCCAAAACUUAUUGGGUUUUUUUGGCACCAACUUUGUCUGCAAUGACCUUCAACAAUCCUGAGCUCAUGAAUACAGCAUGGCAGGGUUGCAGAUGCUCCCAGUCAAGAGUUUUUCCAGCCCACUCCACUCAGAGUAGUUGUUCUCUUUGUGUACUGGCUCAGCGCUGUCUUCCAUCAUUGCUGCAUUCCCUGGCAGAGCCAACUGGUAGCUGCAGGUGUGGAUAAUUACUGUUUGAUCACAAAGGUUUAAUUCAAGACGACAGACACGGCCAACACUGCCCACAACUUUGCCACAGAAUAAAAGCUUUUAUAACUGACUUUUUAUUUAUGCAAAUUACAUUUUUGCCUAGUUUAUUUUAUAUUUAUUUGUUUACUGUUCACUCUGAAGGCUAUUGGAACACUUUUUAAUGAAUAUUUUCAAGUUUUCUGCAAAAUUCUUUAACAUUAAACCAAUGAGUAUUUUUAGCUACACUAGUGGCACAGCAAGGACCUGCAGGCAUGGCGAUGUCGGUCUGUCGGACGGUCAGUCUACCACUUUGGUCGAUUGAAAUAGCUCAACAACCAAUGGAUGGAUUGUCUUGAGUAAGUACAGAUAUCCAUGGCGCCCAGACGAUGAAUCCUACUGACUUUGGUGAUCCCCUGACCUUUUCUCUAGCGCCCCCAGCAGGUCAAAGUUUUCACUUAUCUAGUGAACGUUCCCUACAUACACUGGAUGGAUUGGUCCCAUUGGUUUCCAGAAUAUGUAUCCCUGUGACUUUGGUGAUCUCCUGAACUUUCCUCUACCAAAACCAUGAGGUUCUCAUUUAUGGCUUUGAGUUGAAUGUCUCAACAAUUAUUGGAUGGAUUGUGAAGAAAUUUGGUACAAAUAUUCAUGAUAUCUAGAGGACAAAUUGUAGCAACUUUGAUUGGGUCAAAACUUAAACUUGUCCACUACUACUGUAUGAUUUUGUGACCUAAUACCUGCAAAACUAAUGACCCUUUCCCAUGCUAACAUGCUAAACUAAGAUGGUGAAUGUGGUAAACAUGUUAUUAUAGCAUUGUUAGAAUGCUUACAUUAGCAUUUAGCAGCGUCACAGAGUUAUGACCAUGGCUGUAGAGCUUAAGUCUCGUUUCAUACCUGCUGAAACAGAAGCGCAUGCAUUGGCUCGGUCAUGUAGUGCGAAUGGAUGAUGGCCGGUCUCCUCUACACAGAAUUAGUACAGGGAAAACUUCCCACAGUCAGAUCCUAACUGCGCUACAAAGAUGUCUGCAAGAGAGACCUGAAAGCCUUGAGAGUCGACCUAAACACCUGGGAAGCCAUAGCCUCAGAUUGAACAGCUUGGAGACAGAUGGUGCAGAAAGGCCUCUCCAUGUCUGAAGAGACACUUGCCCAGCAGUCUGAGGCAAAGAGACUGAGGAGAAAGGCCAAAAACCAGACGGACAGAUCAGAAUCAAGCUUCACUUGUGCCCAGUGUGGGAGGGACUGUCACUCCCAUAUUGGCAUGUCCGGCCACACCCAACGCUGCACCAGAAUCACCAUCCAUAGUGCAACUCCGUAGUCUUCCAAGACUGACAGACGCCUACGACUACUAUCAGUCUGUACAGUUGGAUAUAGUGAUGGAGAAGAUCCAUCUCCUGGACUCAUGUCUUCUCUGAGAUGUUUAUUCAUAGGUGUGUCCCCCCAAAUUCAUCAAUGUGACCAGCAGCCUUCAGUUCUCUGUUUACUUUGUAAAUAACUGGAAGCUUUAUUGGCUGAAGAGGUCACACCUGUUUGCUAAGGGAUUAGCAAGAUAUUCCUCUGAGCCUGAUGAUAUUGUUUGUCCUUGUCAUACUCUCAGCCCCUUCCUUAUUCUUCGACACUUUUCCUUGAUGGAUAUGGCUUUCUUGAGAUGAGCGUCAAUGACUCACUCUGUUGGAAAGGUGCCUGCUUUGCUGUAGUUUGUGCAAUAUUAAAUUAAGAGUACACUGUGCUUUAUGUCUUGGAGAACUUUACGUGUGUGUGUGGAUUAAAAUCAGGCUGUAGUAAUCUCAUCCUAGAGGGACUGCAGUUGAUGUUUUAUUCUGCUGAAUCAUAUUAUGAUGGCUGAGUCAGCCCAGAAGUCUGCUGGGUCACCUUUGUCAUUUGUCCAGUCAGUCCCUGCGUGAGUCUCGCCCUGCACAGACAGACCUUGCCUCCCCGAACUCACCCUUUCAAUUGUUUUAAGCAUUUGGUGAAAACCAAUGUGACUUCUCCCAAUCAGGGUUCAAGUAAGCAUUAUUUGAAUGGUAACAAAAUUAAUAUGAAAAACAAUAAUGAGUAAUAAUAUCUUUUUUCUUUUUUGUUCACAUUUGACUGUUGGUCAGUGUGUAUGUAUGUGUGUGCUUGGUGUUCUUGUGUUGGGUUUAUUUCUUUACAAAAACGUGAUAAGAAAAAUCCUUCUGUUUUUGAAAACUUUAUGUAAAUAUUGUUGGUGAAAAUUAACAUUUGUUGUACGCCGA
This is a messenger RNA of Thunnus maccoyii (southern bluefin tuna), 9953 nucleotides long. Its product is annotated as rabphilin-3A-like. The record is from RefSeq and is a predicted model, not a curated record. Gene Ontology annotation, molecular function: calcium-dependent phospholipid binding; clathrin binding; calcium ion binding. Gene Ontology annotation, cellular component: synaptic vesicle; synapse; membrane. Bases 1587 to 3899 code for a protein of 770 amino acids. The transcript has 8 exons. Lineage: Eukaryota; Metazoa; Chordata; Actinopteri; Scombriformes; Scombridae. Gene Ontology annotation, biological process: cellular response to calcium ion; regulation of dopamine secretion; calcium-ion regulated exocytosis.